Messenger RNA from Heterobasidion irregulare TC 32-1, 963 nucleotides. RefSeq lists its product as uncharacterized. Bases 1 to 963 code for a protein of 320 amino acids. Lineage: Eukaryota; Fungi; Basidiomycota; Agaricomycetes; Russulales; Bondarzewiaceae. The record is from RefSeq and is a predicted model, not a curated record. The transcript is spliced from 8 exons.
AUGAAUGUAUCUGAAAACUCCGAGAUUGUUCAGCAUGUUGGUAGAGUCAUUCUAACUUAUGUUAUACAAGUAGUCAUCACAUGCUUGUUCUUUGGAGUUUAUUUUAUCCUGGUUCUUUAUUUGAUAUACCUUUCUUACCAAGGAACAAUAAUAUCCAGGGCCAAAUCAUAUAUGUUUGCUGCUACUAUGCUAAUAUUUAUAAUAGCAGCAAUUACAUCAUUGAUCACAAUAAUUAACACUAUUCAAAGCAUCCAAGAUGUGCUUGUGUUAAUAGACAAUCAGCCACUAGAAAAAAAAUUCUCCAAGAUUAAUCAAAGACUUCUGAUAUCUGGAAUUAUAAGCUAUUUUUGCCGAGCUAUUAUUGCAUUUUUAGGAAACAUAAUCAUAGUAUGGAGAGCCCAAAUAUUAUGGAAAAACCAUUAUAUUAUGGCCUUCACCAAAGGGAUUUUUAUCGUGACUACAAUGUUCACAAUUCCAAAUUAUAUUAUCAAUGCUCUUGGAGAUAUAAAUGGACAAGACUGGGAAUUUAUAUAUUCAAGAUAUUUUCAAAUAGCCCAAUGGGGUCUAGAGUUUAUAUUAAACUUAGUGGUAACAAUUUUGAUAGCAUAUAAGGCAUGGGAAUAUCGCCAAUCUGUUAAGGCAUAUUUGGCAAACAAUAAGAAAACUCAAAUUGAAAAGAUUCUUGCUUUGCUUAUAGAUAUCCAUGGUCUUUCAGUAGAUAUAUUCUUUGAUCUUGGUGCAUUCUUGACAGGGAUAUAUCCAACAAUUAUUAUGAUUGUAGUCAGUCUAAACAACACAGUUGAGGAAAUGUCAAGGAUCUCAGUUCCAAUAGUCCAUGCCUCUAUUCCACAGGAGCUUGGGGGUUUUCAUGAUUUAUCUGAGGCAGAAUUUUAUCAAUCACAAUCUAUUCAUGAGCAUGAUAUUGUACUUGAUAUAGAGAUUGUCGAAGAAUCUAGGGAAUAA